Molecule: messenger RNA, 2208 nt
Organism: Delphinapterus leucas (beluga whale)
Lineage: Eukaryota; Metazoa; Chordata; Mammalia; Artiodactyla; Monodontidae
Source: RefSeq, a predicted model, not a curated record
GAAAAGUAAAACCCAUAGAGAACUAACGCUGAAAUCAGGAAAUAAAAUGUCAAACAGACAGCUGAGGAAAACUCUUACCAAAAAACAACUGUGAAGCAGAAGAAAAUGGAAUCCUAAAAACAGCCCUCCAAGAUUUCCUGCACCAGGACUGUGAAACUGAUGAGAUAUAACACCUGUGAUUUGUUGUGUUAAAUGGCAAAAGGGAGAUUAUCCAGGUGCAUGGGAACACAUGGGAAAGAAUACAGCUGAGAGUGGCCCCAGGUGACAGCAAGCAAGGAAUGGAGACUUCAUUGCUACAACCACAAGGAGUUGAAUUCUGCCAGUAACAGGAAUGGAAGAUGACCUGGAGCACCAGAUGAAAACAGAACAGCUGACACCUGAGCAGUCAGUGCACCUGGCUUAUGGAUUUCAGCCUCAGCAGAGAAUCCAGUCAUGCUGUGCCAGACUUCUGAGCUACAGAACUGUGACCUAGGUGUUGUUUAAAGCUGCUUAUUUGUGAAUCAUCCCCAGGUGUGACAGAGGUGACCAUCAUAGACAAGGCGCCUGCUGAACGUCAUAUGAUUUCUUCAUGGGAACAAAGAAAUAACUGUGUGCUGCCUGAGGAUCUGAAAAGCUUUUACCUGAUGACCAAUGGCUUCCACAUGACAUGGAACGUGAAGCUGGGUGAACAUACCAUUCCAUUGGGCAGCAUGGCAAUUAACAGCAUCUCAAAACUGACUCAACUCAACCAGUCUUCCCUGUACUCACUUCCUAACGCACCAACUCUUGCAGACCUGGAGGACGAUACACAAGAAGCUAGUGAGAGCCAGCCAGAGAAGCCUCACUUUGAUUCUCGCAGUGUAAUAUUUGAGCUGGAUCCUUGCAACGGAAAUGGGAAGGUUUGCCUUGUCUACAAAAGAGGGAAACCAGCAUUAGCACAAGACACUGAGAUCUGGUUCCUGGACAGAGCAUUAUACUGGCAUUUUCUCACAGAUACCUUUACUGCCUAUUAUCGCCUGCUUAUCACCCACCUGGGCCUGCCCCAGUGGCAGUAUGCUUUCACCAGCUAUGGCAUUAGCCCACAGGCCAAGCAAUGGUUCAACAUGUAUAAACCCAUCACCUACAACACAAACCUACUCACGGAAGAGACCGACUCCUUUGUGAACAAGCUGGAUCCCAGCAAAGUGUUCAAGAGCAAGAACAAGACCUUAAUCCCCAAAAAGAAAGGGCCUGUUCAGCCUGCAGGUGGCCAGAAAGGGCCUGCAGGUCCUCCUUCCACCUCUAAAUCCUCCUCUGGCUCUGGAAACCCUGUCCGAAAAUAAACGCUCCACCUCCAGCUCCCUGCCAGCCCCACAGCGACGAUUUCCAUGCACAGAUGCCCCAGGCGUGGCCCAAGCCUCAGAUUGUGUGUGGAACCAUAGUCCUCUCCCCAUCUGAGUGACAAAAUCCUAGGCCUUUUUUACUGCCAUUGGCUUGAGCCAGGACUUGGAAAGGCAUACUCAGCUCUCCCCAAGAAUCCUUCUCUCAUACCCCUUACAGCAGGUUGUGCCACCUACUGAUUCUGGAAGCUGUGGCGAAUGUAAGGUGUUGUGUAAGUGACUAAGUAGAUCUGUUAAGAGCUUUCUUCUCUUUUUACUCCAGCCCCCUACCCCUCAGCAGUAAUUAGAGAAGUCCCCCAUAGAAACCACUGGUUUUGACCUAUGAAGCAUUAGAACUAUGCUGCUCAAUUGGUAGCCACUUUUUAAAGCAGCUAAAUUUAAGCCAUGUUAAAAAUUCAGUUCCUCAGUUAUAUUAGCCACAAUGGGAGUAUUCAUGUGGCUAGUGGAUUCUGUAUUAGCACAGAGAUGAUCAAACGUUUCUAUCAUCACAGAAAGUUCUAUUGGGCAGCACUGCAUUAGAAUACUUUUGCAUUACCCUUCCUCAGCUCAGUUAAUUUUUGUUAGAGAAUAUGGAUACCUUAAUUUGAUGGGUUAUAAUGUUCCAUGAAAAACCUUGAAUAUACAUUUUUAUGUUCUUUAUAUCCUUCACCACAAAGAUCUUGUGUUGCUCAUUUUCAGUUUCCUAUAGUUUCUCAUCUUCAUCGGUUUCCUAUAAAGCUUCUUGUUUCCAGUUUUGUGAUGUGAUGUUUGCACAUUUGCCAAAAUUAUCUUUUUCACUUUUUUUUAAAAGAAGAAGAGGUGAUUCUGCUGUACCAUUAAAACCAAAACAAAAUAAAAUCUCCCAAGCAUU